AUGGGCAACUGUGGUACCAGAGACGAGGCUGCCGUCUUCACUCCUCAAGCUCAAGCCCAACAGCUACAGAAGAAGCAUUCGCGCUCCGUCUCAGAUCUGAGCGAUCCAUCGACUCCUGGCUUCCUGGACGAAUCUCGCAGUCCAUUUUCGUACUCGCAAGUCAUCCCCUUCACUUUGUUUGAGCUUGAGACCAUCACCAAGAGCUUCCGCCCAGACUAUAUCCUCGGAGAAGGCGGCUUCGGCACCGUCUACAAGGGCUACAUUGAUGACAAUCUCCGCGUUGGCCUCAGGUCUCUCCCUGUCGCCGUCAAGGUCCUCAACAAGGAGGGCCUCCAGGGCCACCGUGAAUGGCUUACCGAGGUCAACUUCCUCGGCCAGCUCCGCCAUCCCAACCUCGUCAAGCUUAUUGGUUACUGCUGCGAGGACGACCACCGUUUGCUUGUUUACGAGUUCAUGCUCCGAGGCAGCCUUGAGAAUCACCUCUUUCGAAAAACUACAGCUCCGCUAUCAUGGUCUAGAAGGAUGAUGAUUGCUCUUGGUGCUGCCAAAGGGCUUGCUUUCCUCCACAACGCUGAAAGACCCGUUAUUUAUCGCGAUUUCAAGACUUCCAAUAUUCUGCUUGACUCGGACUACACAGCCAAGCUUUCAGAUUUUGGCUUAGCUAAAGCCGGGCCCCAGGGUGAUGAAACCCAUGUAUCAACUCGAGUGAUGGGCACUUAUGGCUAUGCUGCCCCGGAAUAUGUCAUGACUGGACACCUGACGGCCAGAAGUGAUGUGUACAGCUUUGGAGUUGUUCUUCUGGAGAUGUUGACAGGAAGAAAAUCAGUGGACAAGACAAGACCGAGCAAAGAGCAGAACCUGGUGGAUUGGGCUCGGCCGAAGCUGAAUGAUAAAAGAAAACUGCUGCAAAUAAUAGACCCGAGGCUGGAGGAGCAAUACUCUGUGAGGGCAGCGCAGAAGGCAUGCAGCUUGGCGUAUUACUGUCUAAGCCAGAAUCCGAAAGCUAGGCCAUUGAUGAGUGAUGUGGUUGAGACUUUGGAACCUUUGCAGUGUACAAGUGAUUCCCUGAUCCCUGGUGGUGCUGGAGCUGCGUUUGCAAUGGGAGGGGUCCCUGAUUACAGAAUGCACCGGAGGUUUGCGAAGAAUGUCGGGCCUGGUGCCAUUUGCAGGUCACCCAAUCCAAAUUGUUCACCAGGUGGACCUGCUGCUUGCAGAGUGCGGUGA
Messenger RNA from Microthlaspi erraticum, 1224 nucleotides. The record is from the annotation of a GenBank genome assembly. NCBI's taxonomy places the organism in Eukaryota, Viridiplantae, Streptophyta, Magnoliopsida, Brassicales, Brassicaceae.